CUAUGCUCCUUCUCACCAUCAGCACGGCCGUCCAUGCCGACCAGCUUAGUGAGCGACGGACAGUCUCACCAAGCUGCUCUGAGGUGACUGACUUCGGGUCUACUGAGCGAAUCCUCGAGCAGGCGAGUACUGCAAUGCGGCCGUCAAUGCGCACUGUAAGUAACUCCCCUCUCACGAAGAGUUGACGGGAGGGCCGUGCCAUAAUGCCUGCGGAGCUCCUCGCCUCGACGACCGUCGCAGGCAUCUACACCCCCAUCAGAGCUUUCCGUCUGCAAGACCCGCUCAUCAACAUCACGAACAACGGCGGCAUCAUCGCCCAGGAGACCGAUGCCAUCGGCUCCAGUGAGCAUGCUUUAUCCUGCCGACCUCGAGCCUCGACACCCUCUGACUCCCCUCUAUCCGGACACACUCUUCCGCAGUCACUUACCUGAUCGUAGACAACACUCAAGGCUACUUGACGAUCAUGUGCUCAGAUGGGGGCAGCAACAGCUUCCAGUUCUACUUUGAGCACAGUGGAAGUGCAGUGACGAAUGAGGAGAG
Molecule: messenger RNA, 540 nt
Organism: Jaminaea rosea
Lineage: Eukaryota; Fungi; Basidiomycota; Exobasidiomycetes; Microstromatales
Exons: 1
Coding region: 204-431 (75 amino acids)
Source: RefSeq, a predicted model, not a curated record